Messenger RNA from Ricinus communis (castor bean), 2142 nucleotides. Its product is annotated as cytochrome P450 78A7. Bases 292 to 1893 code for a protein of 533 amino acids. Lineage: Eukaryota; Viridiplantae; Streptophyta; Magnoliopsida; Malpighiales; Euphorbiaceae. Gene Ontology annotation, molecular function: monooxygenase activity; oxidoreductase activity, acting on paired donors, with incorporation or reduction of molecular oxygen; heme binding. The transcript is spliced from 2 exons. The record is from RefSeq and is a predicted model, not a curated record.
CACCUCCUUUCUGUUUCCUUCUCUCCACGUGAAUCCAUCCCCCUUCCUUUUUGUUUUUUUCUUCUUCAGAAACAAAUAAAAGGCAUACAAACAAAAAUCCUUGUGUCCUGUCAAAUAUCUCUCUCUCUCUCUCUCUCUCUCUACGUGUGUGUCCUAAAUGUAUUAAAGAAUCUCCUCUAUAUAUAUAUAUUCUCCCUGAGUUACUCUUUCCUUUCAAGUGUCGAUCAAAAGGUCUCUCUUUUCUCUUGUUCUCUCUUUAUUUUCUUGGAUCUUGCUUGUCAUUUUUAACAAAUGGAACACUUGGGUGCUGGUUUGGUUGCCAAGGACACUAGCUGGUGGGUGUUUACACUUCCAGCAUUUCUUGGGUCCAGAAAUCUGUUAGAUGGGUACAUCUUUCUAACUCUCUUUCUAGGGUUUCUUUCGCUUUCCCUUCUCACUUGGGUUUUUGCUGCUGGCGGUAUUGCAUGGAGAUAUGGUAGAAACCAGAAAGGCCAUGUUCCUAUUCCAGGUCCUAAAGGCUUACCUUUCUUCGGUAGUCUCUUUACUUUAAGCCGUGGCUUAGCUCAUCGUUCUUUAGCCUCCAUGGCUUGGAAACGAGCCAACUCUCAACUCAUGGCUUUUAGCCUCGGUUCUACUCCUGUUGUUGUGUCAUCUGAUCCGCACACUGCUCGUGAAAUCUUGACUUCUCCUCACUUUGCUGACCGUCCGAUUAAAGAGUCGGCUAAAAGCCUCAUGUUCAGCCGAGCUAUUGGGUUCGCUCCUAAUGGUACUUACUGGCGGCUACUAAGAAAAAUUGCUUCCUCUCAUCUAUUUGCACCCCGGCGUAUUUCAGCUCAUGAACAUCUCCGUCAGCUAGAAUGCGCAGCCAUGUUUCGUACUAUAGCUAACGAGCAGGCGCACAACGGUUUUGUCUCGUUAAGGAAACACCUUCAAUUUGCUUCCUUAAACAACAUUAUGGGUAGUGUGUUCGGCAAAAGAUACGACCUUGCGCACGAUAGCGAAGAGCUUGAGGAGUUGAGAAACAUGGUUAGAGAAGGGUUUGAACUAUUGGGUGCUUUUAACUGGUGUGAUUAUUUGCCAUGGCUCAGUUACUUUUAUGACCCGUUACGUAUAAAUGAACGUUGCUUGAAACUCGUUCCUCGAGUUAAGAAACUCGUUAGAUGUAUUAUUGAAGAGCAUAGACUCAGUGAAUCAAGAAAAGAAAGUGAUAGUAGUGAUUUUGUUGAUGUCUUGCUCUCUCUAGAUGGUGAAGAAAAACUCCAAGAAGAAGACAUGGUUGCUGUCUUAUGGGAAAUGAUAUUCAGAGGGACUGAUACAACAGCACUGUUAACAGAGUGGAUCAUGGCAGAGUUGGUAUUACAUCCUGCAAUUCAAGAAAAACUACAAAAAGAUGUAGACACAGCAGCAAAAGAUGGGAGCUUGACAGACGCAGAAGUGGCAAAGUUGCCUUAUUUACAAGCAGUAGUGAAAGAAACUUUAAGGGUCCACCCACCUGGCCCACUCCUUUCAUGGGCCAGGUUAUCCACGUCAGAUGUCCAGCUCAGCAACGGAAUGGUCAUCCCAAGCAAUACUACCGCAAUGAUCAACAUGUGGGCAAUCACUCAUGACAAACAGGUGUGGGAGGAUCCCUUGGAAUUCAGGCCAGAAAGAUUCAUAGAUGCUGACGUGGACGUCAGGGGAGGUGAUCUUAGGCUUGCACCUUUUGGCGCUGGACGGAGAGUAUGCCCCGGAAAGAACCUAGGGCUAGUGACCGUGAGCCUUUGGGUGGCUAAGCUGGUGCACCAAUUCAAGUGGGUUCAGGAUGUGGGCAACCCAGUUAAGCUUGGAGAGGUGUUGAAACUGUCUUGUGAGAUGAAGCAUCCUCUGCGUGCUGUGGCUUUACUAAGGAAGUGAUCCAUGUUGCUUUUGUUACGGAGUUUUAAAUUAUUUUUAUUAGGGUGUGGGCUAAUUAGAUAAUUAGUGUGGAAACUAUUUUACAUAGGCAGCAGCUAUUAUACGGUUAAUGGGUUUGCUUGCUUCUAGUUAGAAGUAUUGGUAAGUGUUUGAAUGGGCUCCAGUUUUGUGUUGUGCCUUCGCGUGGAGUGCCCUUUGAUUUGUGAAUCAUAUUUUGAGAUAUAAUUACUUACAAAUAGUUCACCACUA